AUGGCUUCUUCUCAGUCAUCGCCGAGCAAAAACAGAGGUCCGGUGCCGAAUCCUGUGCGAUCGUUUUGGACCUCGACUCCGGGUGAACUAGACGAUUUUCGGAGCACCCCAAACCUGCCAGAAUCCAGCGACGUGGUGAUAAUUGGCGCCGGAUUCGCCGGCGUCGCCACGGCCUACCACAUCCUCCAGGACAAUCCAGAGCCGCCGUCCAUUGUGAUCCUCGAGGCGCGCAAAGUAUGCGGCGGCGCAAGCGGGCGCAACGGCGGCCACGUCAAGCCCGACACGUACUUUAAUGUGCCCAAGUACACGCAAAUGUACGGCGCCGAGGCCGCGGCCGAGCUGGCGGCAUUCGAGGCCUCGCACGUGUACGCUGUCAAGGAUCUGGUGGAGCGCGAGAAUCUAGACUGCGAUUUCCAUCUCACCCGGGCCGUCGACGUCUAUCUCGACCCCGCGCACGCCCGGGACACGGAGGCGGCGUACCGGAAACUCGUCCGGGACGGCGUCGUGGAUAUGCGCGAUGUAGCUUUUACGCCGCGGAAAGAUGCCGAGAGAGUCUCGGGGGUCAAGGGUGCACAGUGCUGCUUUUCCUUUACAGCCGCUCACCUGUGGCCGCUCAAAAUGGUCCAACAACUUCUCCGCGGCUUGAUUGAGAAAAAGGGCGUCAAUGUGCAAGCCCACACACCAGUACAAUCCGUGCACAAGGCCAAGGACGCCAGCGGCAAUGAGACUCCGUCGUGGACCGUCCAGACGCCUCGCGGCGCCAUCACGACCCGCAAAGUCGUCUACGCCACCAACGGCUACACCGCGCAGGUCCUCCCGGAAUACUCUGGCCGCAUCGUCCCGGUCCGGGGCGUGUGCAGCCGCAUCGUCGGUCCGUCGGGGACCAAGACGCCGCACCUGGUCAACACGUACGGCAUCCGCUUCGACGCGCGCAACAAUGAUUACCUGAUCCCGCGGGCCGACGGCAGCAUCGUCGUGGGCGGGGCGCGACAGCGGUUCUGGCACGUGCGGGACAGCUGGUUUGAUAAUGUGCGCGACGACGAGCUCGUUGGCGACGCCGUGUCGUAUUUUGACGGCUACAUGCAGCGGCAUUUCCGGGGAUGGGAGGACAGCGGCGCCAAGACGGAUCAGGUCUGGACGGGAAUCAUGGGCUAUAGCUCCGACUUCAUGCCUCAUCUAGGGGAGGUGCCCGGCAAAGCAGGUCAGUACAUCAUCGCCGGCUUCUCGGGACACGGCAUGCCCGAGAUAUUGCUCUCCAGCAAGGGCGUUGCCGCCAUGAUUCGAGAUGAUGUUCCUUUUGAGAAAUCUGGGUUGCCACGUAUCUUUAAAACUUCCCGGGAAAGGAUCACCAAUAAGCAGAAUCCUCUUGAGGAAUCGUUGAAACCAUUGUGGGAGGGUGAAGCGAAAGCCAGACUCUAG
This is a messenger RNA of Pestalotiopsis fici W106-1, 1419 nucleotides long. RefSeq lists its product as uncharacterized. The transcript has 3 exons. Bases 1 to 1419 code for a protein of 472 amino acids. Gene Ontology annotation, cellular component: cytoplasm. The record is from RefSeq and is a predicted model, not a curated record. Lineage: Eukaryota; Fungi; Ascomycota; Sordariomycetes; Amphisphaeriales; Sporocadaceae. Gene Ontology annotation, molecular function: oxidoreductase activity.